This is a messenger RNA of Pocillopora meandrina, 3993 nucleotides long. The record is from the annotation of a GenBank genome assembly. NCBI's taxonomy places the organism in Eukaryota, Metazoa, Cnidaria, Anthozoa, Scleractinia, Pocilloporidae.
AUGUACAACAACAGCCUCGUUGCCCUGUCACCUGAUCAGUUCCAAGGCCUGUCCAAACUGGAAGAACUGUAAGUAAACAUUCGAUAGAAAUCAUACCUGACAGCACAAGUAACUAUUCUUGACCAAAUAUGUAUUUAACCAACUUUAAUUGAUAUUCAUUCGCUCGCCGAAUUGUUCAGCUUUUUUUUUCUACUCUCGGUUGGAGGACACACAACUACAAAAACAAGGAGGGAGUAACUCUCGAAAACACAAGUAUUCAUUAUCAUUUUAGUUUUCCAGAGGGUCAGUAGAGCGAAUAGACCUUUCUUUCCUCCUCCCACCACUUUUGCCCAAAGUUCGCUAAAUUUUUAAGCUAAUGUACUUUGAUUGGAUAAACCUCAGAAACCUUAGCAGAAUUCUGAAAAAGAUGCUUUGUCAUCCAUCCAAGAUAGCAACUGCCACCUCGGAUUUCUCCAGAAAAAGACAUAAAAAGAAGAGAAUUAGAGAUGUAGCAAUUCUCUCCCUCACCCCCGAAAAAAUCAACAGAUCAGUGAGACAAUGCUUUUAUAGAAGUCCAAAUAUUAGCAUGCGCUAAGUUUUGACAUUUUCAGCAAGGUAACCGCAAACUGCAUAUCAGUCUAACUUUCCGGCUGUGAGGUUUUGUUUUGUUUUUUUGUUUUUGACUUUAUUACUAUGUUUUCAAUAUCGGAUAGCUCUUGAAGAUGUCGUAAGGAGAAGGCAUUUAAGAAUCAAUGAAGAUAGGAAGAAAGUUUAUGUAAAUACGUGCUUACCACUAAAUUUUUCUAUAUUUCUGAUAAUAAUGAUGUGCCCUCUAUGUUGUUCUAGGGUUGUUUACGAAAACAACAUUAACUAUCUGCCACGUGAAGUUUUUAAAGGCAUGAAAAACAUAAUGACUAUGUAAGUAACUGUUUCUAAACUAUCCUCUGAUUAACGGUAACGAGGUACUGUAAAAUUAGUAAGGGUCUCGUGAAGAUGCAAUUAUAGCAAUGUAUAGCCAUUAUCUGCGACGAGUUCGGCUCAGGUAAAUCAAAAGGCCUACUAAGUUCCAAACCAAAAACACGGACAAUCUUCUACCCCCGAGGACAGAUCAUACCUUAUGAUCAAAACCAUGUGUGAUGGACGACGAAAUAUUACGAUUGUGAAAGUGAAAACAGACUGACUAAGAGAUCAUAUUAACUAGAAGAAGACAGAACCACCAAAAGGCAAAUCAGACAAAACCUUGAGAGACACCAGGUCUCUUUAACCACCAAAAACAAGAUCCUGCUAAGGUAUCCCCUUCCAGAUUCAAACACUGAGUUUACAAAGACUUCUAGCGUGAAAACCUCUCGAGGGUAAGCAUGACAAUACUCAUGGGGUUACUUAAAUCGGCAUCGGCCACGCGGAUAGAAAUAGAUCUAUCAAUUACGACUUAAAUAGAGAAUGUUUUGUUCAUUCUUGAUAACUUAACUGUCACUUUGAAGAACUUCUCAGUAAAAUGAAAAUUCGUAAAAAUACUUAUGUGACAUUAUUGUAUGACGCACUGCCUACUGUACGGUGAGGUUCUUUUCUCGUUGCAGAACAUUUGAACAAAUGGAAGAUAUUGCCUUCCAUCCUUGACUAAUUUUCUGUCUAGUGUUGUUUUAAUUUACGCUUUAAUGCUUGUCAGUUGACGCUCUACACUUUUCACUGUUUCAUCGUUCUGUAGGAGCUUUUAUUUCAACAAUAUCCGCACCGUUACCAACGAACAAUUCAAAGAUGUCGCCCCAAGUAUUCGAUUCCUGUGAGUAUGAGUAAACUGAUAAUAUUCCAGGUGUGUUCAAACUACUUUGAGUUCAAGGGAGACAGAUAUUGUUGGUGCGACCUUCACGUGCUGUAAACUCACGGAUAGGCACCCCUCCCCCAUUUUAAUGAAUGUACAAGUGAUCAUACCGCUGGCCGAAUUGUUUAAGAAGGGAAAAUGGAGUAAACAAUUUUCACAUACAUACCACCAUUGAUAUACUAAGAGUACCAACUGUGCCGCUAUUAUCGAUCAGCUUUGUACAUUAAUGCACAGUUUAUACUUUUAUUUACGCCCAAAUGUUAUACUCCUUGGGACGAUCAUAUCUGGUCACAAGAAAAAGUUUGGGAAAAACUUAAGGGAGGGCCCCUCCCCGUAAAGUACCCUCUCUGUAAUGAGUGACCCAUCUUUUCAACCUAAAUUUGAAAUGAGUGCAUCAGGUGCUCAUUGGAGGAUUAACAGCAUAUGAAUAUAACAAAUAAAGACACUUCGGCAUAGCCUGUGUAAGUAUGUUUUACAUACUCAAUGACGAGUUAUCCGUCUUCGGUGUUAGUUAUCUUUCAAAUAGUUGUUGAGAAUUGGGCAGAAAAAGGAACAAGAGAGAGCCGAAAAACUGAUUAAUACAUAAUGGUAAUAGGACUGAGUGGAGUCCAAUUCGGUCUGUAAUCAUACGAGUGAUCAACAAAAUCAGACGACGGCGAGGUGGGAGUCCGAUUUGUUAAUCACGACUAUGAUUACACACAGAAUUAGAUAACAAGAAGUCCUGUUACCAAGUAAUCAUAGCCAUUUGAAUUUCCGAAAAAACAAAUUCACCUAAAACAAAUAUCUCCAGUAGAGACGAUGUCUUAAGUUAAAAAUUCCUCCAUUUUGAAAAUUCCCCAGUUUUUCUUUGAAUAAGUGAUUGUUGCUGUAAUUAUUUCAAUCAUUUCUGUGAUUGGUGGAUUAGCUGAGUAGACUUAGUAUGAUUGGCUGCUUCAACUGUUCGAUUACCGGUGUCCGAUUACAGCCAACUGUCCGAUUACACUGUCUUAUUACAACUGUAUGGGAUGAUUAGUGAAAAAUGAAGCCGCGAAUGCUCCAAUAAUAUUCGAAGAAUUAGUAAUGUUUGUGAUUAAUAGGCUAAAGAUGUCGAUGUUAUCAAGAAUUAGCGAGCAAAGUUUGCCUGAAUUACUUUCCUUAAAUUUGCAGGUACUUCCAUUACAACGAAAUGCGAGAACUACCGGAGGGUUUCUUUUCAAACAUGAAGUAUCUAAUAACUGCGUAAGUCAAGUGAAAUGUUCUCCACGCGAGGAGUUUAAAACUGAAAAAUUUCAUUUGCCAGUGCCCAGUUAUACUGCACUGACUAUAUUACUAUUACACUUUCGUUUUCUUGUAAAUUUAGAUCCUGUGACGGAUCAAAUUUGUAUUUUUCCCCUUUUAUUGUUCAUUUCAACUCUUUUUAUGAACAUAGGACUGUAGACACCAACCUGAUGUGUUGCCAUUUGACGAAGGAGGAUGCAGAUUGCGACUUUGCUUAUGUCGACAGCUUCGCCAGUUGUGAAACUUUGUUCAGAAAUCGAGCUCCUAGGGAGUGCCUUUGGGUGGUUGGAAUUAUGUCGUUGGUUGGUGCUGUGUUUGUCAUUGUGUGGCGGUUGGUGUUUAAGGAGAAGAAGAAGAAAAACAAGAUACAGUCCAUCAUGUUGAUACAUUUGGCUGGGGCUGAUGGACUUAUGGGUGUCUACCUCAUAACUAUAGGUGUGGUGGAUGCCAUUUGGGCAGGGGAGUAUUAUUUGCAUGACUAUUACUGGCGUUCAAGUUUGACAUGUCAGAUAACAGGUGCCAUUGCCGUGUUGUCAAGUGAGGUGUCUGUUAUGACGAUUUGUUUGCUCUCCGCCGACCGGAUGAAGAAUAUUCUAUUCCCCUAUCGUGGAAAGUCCCUUACACUUAAGGUUACGCACCUUUUGUGCUUCCUUAUCUGGAUUGUUGGUGUCAUAAUUGCAUUUAUUCCCACGGUGGGCUUCGACUACUUCGGUAGUCGCCAGAAAGGUCAUCACUUUUAUGGCAGAUCAGUUGUAUGUCUGCCAUUGCAGCUUUCCACUGAUAAGCCGUCGGGCUGGGAGUACUCUGUUGCCAUGUUUGUGGGUUUAAACUUUACCCUUGUGCUCUUUGUCGUUUUGGCAUACACGAUGAUAAUCUAUAAGUCCUGCGCAUCAAACAGGCGCAUGGCUCAGCAAGGGACUGAAAAGAGAGGAGAAUGA